AUGCAUCUCAUGCGUGCCUGCAUCACAUUUUGUAUCGCUUCGACGGCUGUAGUCGCCGUAAACGCCGCCCUCGUUGCUGAAGACGCGCCCGUCCUCUCCAAGGCUUUCGUCGACCGCGUGAACCGCCUCAACCGCGGGAUUUGGAAGGCGAAGUACGAUGGCGUCAUGCAAAACAUAACAUUGCGCGAGGCGAAGCGGCUCAACGGUGUUAUUAAAAAGAAUAAUAACGCCAGCAUCCUUCCGAAGAGGCGAUUCACCGAGGAAGAGGCACGUGCCCCGCUUCCCAGCAGCUUCGAUUCCGCUGAAGCUUGGCCCAACUGCCCCACCAUCCCACAAAUUGCAGAUCAGUCCGCCUGUGGCUCCUGCUGGGCAGUCGCUGCGGCCUCAGCCAUGUCCGACCGAUUUUGUACGAUGGGGGGUGUGCAGGACGUCCAUAUCUCAGCAGGUGACUUGCUUGCGUGCUGCAGUGAUUGUGGCGAUGGCUGUAAUGGUGGCGAUCCGGAUAGGGCGUGGGCGUACUUUAGCUCAACAGGCCUCGUUUCGGACUACUGCCAACCCUACCCAUUUCCCCAUUGCUCACACCACAGCAAAAGCAAAAAUGGGUACCCUCCCUGUUCUCAGUUCAACUUUGACACGCCCAAGUGCAAUUACACGUGCGAUGACCCGACAAUCCCCGUUGUCAACUACCGUUCCUGGACGAGCUAUGCGCUUCAAGGAGAGGAUGACUACAUGCGUGAGUUGUUCUUCCGCGGUCCAUUUGAGGUGGCGUUUGAUGUCUACGAAGACUUCAUCGCCUACAACAGCGGCGUCUACCACCACGUUUCAGGACAAUAUCUCGGAGGACAUGCGGUGAGGCUCGUUGGGUGGGGCACAUCAAACGGAGUGCCGUACUGGAAGAUUGCCAACAGCUGGAACACCGAGUGGGGAAUGGACGGUUACUUUCUCAUCCGCCGCGGAAGUAGCGAAUGCGGCAUCGAGGAUGGCGGUUCUGCUGGCAUUCCUCUUGCACCCAACACGGCGUAG
Messenger RNA from Trypanosoma brucei brucei TREU927, 1023 nucleotides. It is a transcript of the gene Tb927.6.560, whose product is annotated as cysteine peptidase C (CPC). NCBI's taxonomy places the organism in Eukaryota, Euglenozoa, Kinetoplastea, Trypanosomatida, Trypanosomatidae. Gene Ontology annotation, cellular component: lysosome. Gene Ontology annotation, molecular function: cysteine-type endopeptidase activity. The record is from RefSeq and is a predicted model, not a curated record. Bases 1 to 1023 code for a protein of 340 amino acids. The transcript has a single exon.